AUGACUGGCCGACCAGGCUAUUCUGCGAGGUCGUCGUCGGGGCUAGCCGCGGGGCCGGCUGCUGGCUCUGAUGGUGCCGUACGACCACGUAAUCGCCGUCUCAUCAGCAUCGACGACAACAGCAACCACAAAGACGACGCCACGAGAUCCCUCGAUAGCAGCGGCUUGCUCUCAGAUUUCGAGGCUUCGACCGCGCAGCCGUCAACGCAGCAUGGACACGCCCGUGCCGACCGGGGCUACAGCGCAGCCGCGAGCGGCAGCACCGCCAACAUUGGCCAGUUCCUCGGCGAAUCGCUGACGCAGAGCUGGUCCUCUGUCCAAGGAUUUGCCACUUCCAUACUGGGAUCUGGGGCCAAGGACAGAGGGGGCAUGAGGAGCCCGUACGGCUCGAGAUCACCCAACGGGAGAAUACCAACUCGCGCCCAACCUCGCAGGCGAGCCGGCAGCAGCAGAGAACCAACAUCUUGGGGCCCAGCGCCUGCCCCAAAGCUGGCUGAUGUGGGCGCGGGCUCUCUUGCCGAACGGGAUGCUGCAUUGAGAGCAGCCAAGACAGCGAGCGUUCUGCAGAGCCACGACGGAGUCAAUGGUGGUUUGGAUGCGAGCGGACGACACAAACGACGAAACUCGGAUGAAAUCGCCACGACAGAACAGCCACCCGACGACUACUUGGUUUACAUUCACCAUGUGCAACGAAACGAUACUUACGCAGGAAUCAUUCUGCGGUACCAAUGCCGAGAGGACGUCUUUCGAAAGGCAAACGGACUGUGGUCGCGCGAUAGCAUCCAAACGCGGAAAUGGCUGACACUGCCUGUGGAUGCUUGCGAAAUUCGUGGCUCUCCAUGCGACCCCCCAGCUUCCACGACUACGCAGCAAACAGAUUUACUUGCACCAUCACCGGUGCCUUCCAAUAAACCUAUACCCGAGCACGACGAGUACUUUAGCUCACUAUCAGACAUUGGCGAAAGCGACGCGCGGCAGAUUGAACAAGACAGCAAACCAUGGACCCAUGUUCGAUGGGUCAAAAUAGAAUCUUUUCAAGCGCCCGUGGAGAUUGGGCGCAUCUCUCGUCAGUCAAUGGGCUACUUUCCUCCGCGCCGGAGGAAAAGUAUUUUGUCGGCAUUGUCAACGCCGCGUCAAAGCUCGGAGCUCUCCAAUGGCAUGCCCGGGCCUUCAGAAAGUCACCCGCAGCGACGGCAGAGCUCGCUAGGAAGUCAACCGCCGUUGUGCCUUACGCCAGUAUCAUCGCGAAGCAGACGAGGCAGCGAGGCGGCAGAGAUUAGGCCGGCCUGGAUGCGAAGACCUGGUGGAGUCGGAACCAUGGGCCGCAACAUUCGAGCGCCAGGACCCGACAAGGACUCCCUGAAUGCCUGGGCGAACAAGCACUUUCCUGGACUCAAUAUCGACCAACUCCCGUCCAUGUCAGUCAUGGGAUCGGAGAUUGCGCAUUUCGGGUUCAAGGGCGGUAAUAAUGCCAUUGCCGAGAGCUCCUUUGAAAACGGUCGCCAGGAUGCCGCCUCGCUCAACAAUCAAGGCACGGGGCUGGAUAGGGCUGCAGCCGCCGUGGAAACCUGGCUUCGUGGAGCUCUGGCGAAGCGGCCUACGACACCGCUCACGCGAUCGCGGUCUAAGGGCGUUACUAACGCGGACGGCGACUUGAUUGAGCUCACGGACACGGGCAGCGACGAUGGCCGAUUCCACCACGACUCCGUGAGCAGCCUCCUCGAGCCACUUUCAAUCAGCGGUACGAGCGGUCACAGCCGAAACACGGGUGCUGCUACGAUGAGGUGCAGCAGCGGCAUCGCGGACAAAGGGAAGAAGGUGGACUAA
Beauveria bassiana ARSEF 2860 is the source of this 1827-nucleotide messenger RNA. RefSeq names its product LysM domain-containing protein. Bases 1 to 1827 code for a protein of 608 amino acids. The transcript has a single exon. Lineage: Eukaryota; Fungi; Ascomycota; Sordariomycetes; Hypocreales; Cordycipitaceae. The record is from RefSeq and is a predicted model, not a curated record.